Messenger RNA from Aspergillus saccharolyticus JOP 1030-1, 2677 nucleotides. RefSeq names its product putative RSC complex subunit (RSC8) (gene rscE). The record is from RefSeq and is a predicted model, not a curated record. Gene Ontology annotation, biological process: positive regulation of DNA-templated transcription. The transcript is spliced from 3 exons. Gene Ontology annotation, cellular component: SWI/SNF complex. Lineage: Eukaryota; Fungi; Ascomycota; Eurotiomycetes; Eurotiales; Aspergillaceae. Bases 218 to 2278 code for a protein of 686 amino acids. Gene Ontology annotation, molecular function: DNA binding; histone binding.
CCUUUCUCCCCCCACGACUUGUGCUGUCUUGGUGGUUAAUACCACCUGCUGGAUAUUUUUGUUUUAUCUUUGCUACCUCCAGGCCUUAUUUACAACUGUAAUAGUGACGAAAUCGGCAUCAGCCCCUUCGAUUCUCUGAACCCCUCGGAGCGCGAAGGUCCCUUGUUCCCCGUUGCUCGCGACCUCAGCCGUCAUCUCCCGCCAUUAAAUCAAUAAGAUGGAGGACAACCCAGUCGUUUCCGGCGGCGCUGCCGAAGAAGUUCAGACGAACAUCGUUGCCCAGGAUGCUCCUGGUGAUGUGGUUAGUGCUUCCGAUGCUCCUGCUUCGCCGAAGCCUCAGGCUGCCGAUGGCGAACCCGAAGACGAGGAGAUGGGUGGCACAGAGACUGAGACCAAGAAGGAAAGCGAGGGCGAUGAAAUCGCUGAAGUCGCGGCGCAGUCGGGAGCUGAAGGCACAUCGGAGGAACAGCCUGCACAGUCUAAAGCUUCGGCUGAGACCUCCGCGCGCACACAUCUCGUUUCACAGACCCAUGCCAUCAUUCUUCCUAGCUAUACAUCCUGGUUCGACAUGCACCUGAUCCACCCCAUCGAGAAGAAAGCUCUCGCCGAAUUCUUCAACGGUCGAAACCGCAGCAAGACCCCCGCAGUAUACAAGGACUACCGUGACUUCAUGAUCAACACAUACAGACUCAAUCCUAUCGAGUACCUCACAGUCACUGCAUGCCGCCGCAACCUUGCCGGAGAUGUGUGCGCCAUUAUGCGUGUUCACUCUUUCCUCGAGCAGUGGGGUUUGAUCAACUAUCAAGUCGAUCCUCAGACGCGCCCAUCGAACAUUGGUCCCCCUUUCACAGGUCACUUCCGAGUGGUUGCUGAUACGCCGAGGGGUCUGCAACCUUUCCAGCCCGGCCCCAAUCACUUCGUUAAGCCUGGCAAGCCUCUGCCCGCUACCGACCGCGCAGCAUCAGCUACGCCUGCUACCAAGGCCGAUCUUAACCUCGAGAUCCGUCGCAACGUUUACGAUGACAAGGGCAAAGAAAUUACACCUGCCAGCGAAGACAAGGAGAAGCAGACCAACGGCGAGGGCGCCGCCGCUAACGGCACACCUGCCGAUGCAGCGACCAAGGCAAUGGAGAGCGCCAGCAAGGAGCCAAGAAAGAAGUUCCAUUGCUUCUCCUGUGGUAUCGACUGCACCCGCCUUAGAUUCCACUACGCCAAAUCAACGCCUGCCACGGCAAAUCCCGCGUCUGACAGCAAGUACGACCUCUGUCCAAACUGCUUCCUCCAGGGCAGAAUGCCUUCUAGCCACAAUGCCUCCGAUUUCGUCAAACUCGAAGAAAGCCCCUAUACAAUCGCCCCCGAUAAAGAUGCUCCGUGGUCUGACUCGGAACUCAUUCUCCUUCUCGAAGGCCUGGAGAAUUUCGAUGACAAUUGGGAACAGAUCGCCAACCACGUCGGCUCGAGGACCAAGGAGGAGUGUGUAAUGAAGUUUCUGCAGCUCGAAAUUGAGGACAAAUAUCUUGAAGAUACCCCAGAAGUCCGGGCGUCGGCUGGACGCGACCCGAUCAGUCAGUCCGAGAAUCCGGUUCUUUCUGUGGUCGCUUUCCUGGCCCAAAUGGCGGAGCCCUCUGUGGCUGCUGCCGCGGCCGGACGUUCCGUAGAGGAGAUCCGCAAGGAGCUCAGAAAGCAACUUGAGAAGGCCUCCGGAGCCGAGAAGAUGACUCAAGACAAGGGCAAGGAGAAGGAGAGCACAGUGAAAGCCGAGGAUUCCAUGGAGGUUGAUGCUGUUCGCGAGGAAUCCGCCGCCGAGACCGCCCAGAGCACGGAUGCCAACAAGGAAGGUAAAGCCACUCUUCCUACCGUUGCCCUUGCGGCCUCUGCCGCCCGCGCUGGAGCCUUGGCCUCUCACGAAGAACGGGAAAUGACCCGCCUGGUCUCAGCCGCGGUGAACGUGACGCUCCAGAAGUUCGAGAUCAAGUUGCAGCAGUUCAAUGAAAUGGAGGAGAUCAUUGAGGCUGAGCGCCGCGAGCUUGAGCUUGCUCGCCAACAGCUUUUCUUGGACAGAAUGGCCUUCAAGAAGAGAGUCAAAGAGGUUCAAGACACCCUCCAAUCAGUCAGCCUGAAGGGCCCUGGUGAGGAGACCAACGCUUUGCUCGCCGAUGCUGCCACGGCAGGCAUUGGAAACCGGUACAACUUUCAGCCCACGGGCGCUGAUGCUAGCCGGGGGGUGCAACCCCUGAGUGCAGAGGCAGGCGCCGACUACAAGGCCUUGGACUUGUAAUGAGAUCUUAAUUUCCGCAUAAACGCCUUACAUUGUUGGACACGUCUUUUGAGUGGCGAAGAAUAUCUACUGAAAUCUGAUUCUUCUUACUGUCGUCAUGACCUGGACAGGAAAGCUGAAAGGCGGUGUUAUCUUUUCAUAAUAACCAAUUGUAUCAUGUACAAUAUUACAGGGGGAGCCGAGAAGAAGCCAAUGAGCACCAGGAUGCCUGCCAGGGAGUUUGUUGGAGAUAGGCUUGGGGUAGGGUAGAAGCAAAGCGCGGCUUUGGUGAUGAUUGAUGGGUUCACAAUGGGUUGAUUCUUUCUCUUGCGUCUUUGUUACUAGGUAGGAAAAGGCGCACAUGAUCGUUUUUUUUUGGAGUUCCGAGCUGUUCUUGCGCCUGCAAGUCAAUGAAUGCAC